This is a messenger RNA of Xiphophorus maculatus (southern platyfish), 2769 nucleotides long. RefSeq names its product E3 ubiquitin-protein ligase KCMF1-like. NCBI's taxonomy places the organism in Eukaryota, Metazoa, Chordata, Actinopteri, Cyprinodontiformes, Poeciliidae. The record is from RefSeq and is a predicted model, not a curated record. The transcript has 7 exons. Gene Ontology annotation, cellular component: plasma membrane. The coding region runs from base 132 to 1385 and encodes 417 amino acids. Gene Ontology annotation, molecular function: zinc ion binding. Gene Ontology annotation, biological process: synaptic signaling.
CCAAACCGGAUCCUUCAUGAGGGAAGAGGCCAGGGACAGGCACUAGCCCCGGCUUCUCUUCUCUUCUCUCAUAUUAUUCUGUAUUGCAAGCCACGGGAGCCCAAAUAGGGGUCUGAGUCAGUGUUCGUAGGAUGUCCCGUCAUGAAGGUGUGAGCUGCGACGCGUGUUUAAAGGGCAACUUCAGAGGUCGACGGUACAAGUGUUUAAUUUGCUACGACUAUGACCUGUGUGCAUCAUGCUACGAAAGCGGUGCAACCACGACCAGACACACCACAGAACAUCCCAUGCAGUGUAUAUUAACAAGAGUUGACUUUGACCUGUACUAUGGCGGAGAGGCGUUCUCGGUGGAGCAGCCUCAGGCCUUCACCUGUCCCUACUGCGGCAGGAUGGGCUACACAGAGAUCUCCCUGCAGGAGCAUGUGGCUGCAGAGCACACAGAAACCUCCACUGAAGUGAUAUGCCCCAUAUGUGCAGCACUGCCAGGUGGCGACCCAAAUCACGUGACGGAUGACUUUGCUGCUCAUCUCACACUUGAACACAGAGCCCCUAGAGACUUGGAUGAGUCAAGCGGGGUGCGGCAUGUGAGGAGGAUGUUUCACCCCGGGCGCGGGUUGGGGGGCCCGCGAGCCCGCAGGUCUAACAUGCAUUUCACCAGCAGCACCACAGGGGGGCUCUCCACCAGUCAGAGCUCCUCACAGAGCUCCAACUACAGCAGAGAGGCCAUGGAUCCCAUAGCAGAGCUCCUGUCCCAGUUGUCGGGGGUACGGCGUUCGGCGGGGGGCCAGCUCAGUUCGGGUCCCUCCGCCUCGCAGCUCCAGCAGCUUCAGAUGCAGCUCCAGCUGGAGCGCCAGCAGGCGCAGGUGGCGCGUCAGCAGCUGGAGACGGCCCGAAACGCCAGCCGAGGGGGCGGCCGAGCCAACGCAAUCCUCAACACGAAUUCAACCGCUGCAAACCCCAACCCCAGCGCCAACCACGCCAACAACCCCAGCCCCCACCCGGGGGCGACUGAGCCCAACACACAACACACGGCACACAGCUCCCAGUUUCUACUCAGCAGGCUGAGCGAACCGCGGCUGUCUGAGGUGGAGCGGCAAGCGUGUGAGGCCCAGUGGGCUGACAGGAGCCUGUUCGUCACCGAGCUGCUGCUCUCCACGCUGCUGCCCGACGACGACGCCUCGGCCUCUUCCUCCGAAGACGAGGAUGAUUGUCACGGCUCGUUGCGAAACUUCGCCGACUUCGAGGCCAUGGGCUGCGUGGAGGUGAUGACGUUGGACGUGGCCCUGGAGAACCUCAACCUCAAGGAGACGAGCCCCGCCCCGAAGAAGACGAAACCGGCGACUAAAACGGCACCUGCCAAGAAAGAGCCCCCCGCGCCGCCCCUUUGAUGACAUGGCCGCUCCCUUUCCCCCUUCAAUCCACCAUUGUGACUAGCCGACUGCUCCGUCAGUCCAACUGCCAAUGGAUGACAAAGACUGCAGUUCUUCAUGGCUUUUUUUUUGUUUUUUUUCUCAGUGAUUGUCAUUUCAGUUCUGUCGCUCCCCAACUCCACCCCAUGUUUUACUUUGUGUACAUUGAAUAAAAGUAGUGAGACGAGAGAAUGUGAAAGCAAGCAAGCGUGUCGGGUGUGUGAGACAAAAGAGAACUAUAUAAAUAUAUUAUUAAAAAAAAAAAAAACUCUAUAUGAAAGUUGAUAAUCAGUCCCUCAUAACCCGUGUUUCCUCUAGCAGAAAACGUAGUCCGCUGUUUUCCAGAGACAAAACCUCGUCACACACUCACAGAAAGAGAGGAGGCUGACUGAAACCCCCCCGCUUAAUAAAAAAAAACAAAAAAUAAAAAACGCUGCUGUGUAUUUAUAGAUAUAAAUUAAAGUGCUUGGAUGGUUUACCACAACUGAAGCAUGAGCUUAAAUCACCAUGUGCCCAUUUUAAACUGCACAGUCACUAGACGGGGAGGUCCUGGCUAACGUUCAACUGUUUGGUGCCUCUUCACCGGCAUCUUUCCACCACACGCGCACACACACUUUCUCUCACACACACACACUGACUGUUUUGUUGACCCUUAUGUCAAAGUCUCAAGCCCCUCCCCUUUGUGUGACGCCAACUGUUUUUAUUUUUUUGGUCGUGUGACCUGGCUUUAUAUCGACUGUGGGCACUUUGGUUUUGAAUUUGCAUAUCCAGUGUCCAUUUAUGUACACUACAGCUGUUCUGCACAGAAGCGAAACACACAUCUCUCUGAGGCGAAAGAGACGAAGCGAUCUCGGUUGUGACCGUUUUCAGGCCUUUUCUAACAGAAGGAACGCGAGGCUUGGUCUCCUCACACGGUUGUUUUCUCUCUCCUCUCUUUGUCUUUUACAGGAGAUCAGACGCUUCCUUCUCCAGCUUCAUGUGUUCUGAAAUUAAUCUCAUGAAUACAAAGAUUUACUCAUCAUGUGACUUGGAAGGAGAGGAUCCUAUAUUGCUCUUUCCGUCAAUCUUAUGAGUCCAAAAAGAUCUUUGUAUGCCUCCACUGCUAAACUGAAGAAAUGCAAUGUAUGUUUUUUGGCUCACGAGAAGAGCCAAACGACAGGGUAAACCUUUUCAGUUUGGAGGACAAUAAAACAUUUUUUGGAUGGAAACAGACUAACCCAAAUCCUGCUGUCUGGUUAUUUUUGGUUUAUUUUUUUUUUGGCUUUUAUUUUUUCCCCCAGUUGCCAAUUUUCCUGGCGAGCAUGUACAGAAUAAUGGUAUAAAAAAAAAUAAAAUAAACACAUACCUUCCAGGUCGAGUUCAA